This is a messenger RNA of Penicillium diatomitis, 219 nucleotides long. RefSeq lists its product as uncharacterized. NCBI's taxonomy places the organism in Eukaryota, Fungi, Ascomycota, Eurotiomycetes, Eurotiales, Aspergillaceae. The coding region runs from base 1 to 219 and encodes 72 amino acids. The transcript is spliced from 2 exons. The record is from RefSeq and is a predicted model, not a curated record.
AUGGUUCGAUCCGAGGCCGUUCGAGAGACUCUGGGGCUUCAUGUGCCGUGGGUGCUGAUCAAUCGUUCUCACUCCAAAUCGUCCACCCACGUGACACGUGAAGCCCUCACUGGCACCCUCGACGUAGACGCGGAGACCCGGUCGAUCGAAGUCGUUAUUGAGCCCGAGGCCUGGAUGCAAAGUGCAACUCAGAUAGAUUCUCACUGCUCCGAGUGCUGA